AUGUCAGCCAUUUGCUUCGUGUGUAACCUGCCCAUCCUGAGCCACCAGGUGGGUCUGGUGUGGGAGGGAGGCAAUGGCUACGACGAGCUGGCGAGCGAGAGUUCGUCCCCGCGGCCCCGCGUGGGUCGCAGGGACUCCUCCGCCCAGAUCACCACCAUCGAGCCCCCGAGGGAGGUGCGGGAGACCUCCCCUCCCACGUCCCGCAGGCGGCGGUCUUCCCUGGCGCAGCUCACCGACCUCCUUCGCGACUGGGGCCGCCGGGAGCCGGCUGAGCAGCGCUCCACCAGCACCUGCACGUCGACCACCAGCACCCCCGUGGGGCCUCUCACGCGCAGGGAGAGCCGCGACCUCAGCCGGCGGGAGUCCCUCGCUGACAUCGCCAAGUCCUUGCCGUGGCGUCGCAAGGAUUCGAUCGUGGAGGUGCCGCGCAUCAAGACACGCCGCGAGUCCUCUGCGGAGAUGAAGAAGCGAAGGCAGAGCGGCACGGACAUCCGCACCGACAUCGUCAAGUUCCUGGCCCGGAGGGAGAGCGUCGCGGAGAUCCUGCGGCGGCGGAGGGAUUCCCUAGAGCACGAGAAGAAGGAGAGGCGCGACUCCACCACGCAGGUGUACACGCGGACCAGCCGCAACAGCGUGGACAAGACGGCGUCUCCGGACCGGCCGGAGAUCCAGUCCCCGCGCAUCAUCUCCUCCCCCGAGCCCCGCGACCUCGUGCCCAGGCCCAUCGUCACCACGCAGGUGUCGGGCGAGUCGCACGUGUCGCAGAACUCGCUCUCCUCACAGAUGUCGACGGGCGGCAAGGACCAGGCGGAGCCGGGCAUCUCGGAGCCCAAGUCUCCUGUGUCUUCCCCCGCGCCCUCGUCCCCCACCACCGCCAUCAGGAGGGACUCCACCACGCAGAUCUACCGCGGGAGGAGGGACUCGCGGCCCCAGGUGUCGCCGGAGCGAGGCGGGGGGAGAGGGAGUCGCGAGCCGUCGCCGAAGUUCCGUGGCCUCAGACGGCAGUCCACCGCCAUCGAGGAGGGCUUGCCCCUCCCGGGCUCCCGUCGGGGCUCGCGGCCCUUCCUCUCCCCCGACGGCCCGGAAACCGACGGCAUGUCCAGGAAGUGUCGCCGGGACUCGCUUUCGCCGGACUCCGCCGCGGUGGAGGAGCUGUCCCUGGGCAGGAAGGGCCGGCGCGACUCGCGGCCACACCUCUCCCCGGAGGCCAGCGACUCGAACUCCCGCGAGACUUCGCCAAGGAGCAGGCUGAGGCGGCAGUCGACGACGGCGGCGGAGUACUGCGGGCGAGGCCGGCGGCCCUCGCGCUCGCCGCGCUCGCCCGACUCCUCCUCGACGUGCUCCUCCAGGGAACACUCGCCGAAGGAGAUCGGGUUGCGGCGUCAGUCCACCACGGAGGAGAUCCUGCUCUCGCGGGGCUUCCGGCGCCAGUCGACCACCGAGGACAUCAUGCGGGCCAGGAACUUCCGGCGCCAAAGCACGCAGAGCGAAGAGAUGUCCAAGUCGCGGGGGCGGAGGGACUCGAGUGCGCAGAUCACGGACGGGACGCUGGCCACCAUGACCGUGGAGACCUCGUGCGCCUUCUUCGACACGUCCACGCAGACAG
Penaeus monodon (black tiger shrimp) is the source of this 1606-nucleotide messenger RNA. RefSeq names its product serine/arginine repetitive matrix protein 2-like. Lineage: Eukaryota; Metazoa; Arthropoda; Malacostraca; Decapoda; Penaeidae. The record is from RefSeq and is a predicted model, not a curated record.